Anopheles maculipalpis is the source of this 974-nucleotide messenger RNA. Its product is annotated as RNA transcription, translation and transport factor protein-like. Bases 85 to 873 code for a protein of 262 amino acids. Gene Ontology annotation, cellular component: tRNA-splicing ligase complex. The record is from RefSeq and is a predicted model, not a curated record. Gene Ontology annotation, biological process: tRNA splicing, via endonucleolytic cleavage and ligation. The transcript has 2 exons. Gene Ontology annotation, molecular function: RNA binding. Lineage: Eukaryota; Metazoa; Arthropoda; Insecta; Diptera; Culicidae.
AACAAGUCGCUAAGAGAGGGCCAGCAAACACGCGAAAAUUUCCACAACGGUGUAUUAUUUGUUUCGCAAUUUUUCGUGGUGAGAAUGUUCGAACGAUAUCUGUCUGCCCUGCAAUACACCGGCAACCAGCCCGUUAAUAUCGAUGAUCUGAAGGAAUUCCGCUCGCUCGUCUCCUGGCUGGAAGAUCAAAAGAUACGCCACUACACGAUUGAAAACCGGGAAAGCUUGAAGCAGAUCGGUACGGUCGAUGUGUGGGAAGCGGCGUACGACAAGUACAAGCUCGAUGUUGGCUUGCCGUACGAGCUGGUAACGCGCCAGGAGCAGCUAACCUGGCUGCUGCUGCACGCCGUUCGGUUGGAGUAUUCCGACAACGUCGACAUCUACCGACCGCUGAGCGGGGCCCGGAAGGUGGAGGAGCAGAAAAAAUCGAACGCACCGGAAGUGAAAUCGACCAACCCGUUCGAUAGUCUCGAUUUUACUAACGCUCAGUUUGAGGAGGGUGCAAGAAAGCUGGCCGACCGGCUUGGCAUUGCGUACCAUCCCGAUCAUCUCGUAUCGUUGCGUGCUGCCGGCCGUGUCAUUCACGACUGUCUGAACAAGGAAACGCUAAAGGAACCGCUCAUCGCCGGACAGCCGUUUGUGUUGGGGGUUGAUAGCAAGAGGAACGGCACCACCUCCACCACCACCCCAGCAGGCAAACCACCGCAUACGGACGUCGAACGGGAGGUGGAAAAGGCGGCCCAGAUAUUGCGAUUGCUGCAGAUACAGAACAUGCGCUCGAUGCAAACGACAAUCAACGAAACGAUUGUGGCAGUCCAGAACGUUACCGCCGAUCCGAAAACGGACUCGGCACUGGGGAAGGUGGGCGUGUAGGAAGUGUAGUGGCAAUACUUGUGAUACGUACAACUGCGUACAUACUUAAACUAUGUUAUAAUUAAUAAAAAAAAAUCCGGUCAAUCAUUGUUUCUAUUUAA